AUGGCCGCCAAACUACCGAUCCAUGUAGCCAUCGUCGGCGUCGGCCUGGUUGGCGAGCAGGUUGUCCAUCAGUUGAUGUCCGCCCGUCUCCGCUCGUGUUUCCGGCUCUGCUCGCUCCACACUUCGCGCCGCCACCUGCAGAUCACAGACGGCCUGGCCGACAAAACGGCGUCGGAGCUGAUCGAGCAGCUCAAGAACGACCAGUCAGCAUCGCAGGCGUACUCGGGAGGGGUUGAGGAAGUGGUGAGCUAUCUGACGGAGCCCUCCACGCUCCCUCGGCCGUUGCUCGUCGUCGACUGCACCUCGAGCCAGCCUUUCGCCGACGCUUAUCCGCGCAUCCUCGCCAGCGACCGCACCCAUCUCGUCACGCCUAACAAGAAGGCCUUUUCGGGCCACGAGCAGCUCUACUCGGAGAUCGAGAAGACCGUCCAGGGGAACGGCAACUUGGUCUUCAAGGAGGCCACCGUCGGCGCCGGAUUGCCGGUCAUCAGCACCUUGCGCGAGCUCGUCGUCACCGGAGACCAGUUGACUAAGGUCGAGGGCAUCUUCAGCGGCACGAUGAGCUAUAUUUUCAACCAGUUCAGCCAGACUACUCAGACCUCGACCAGCUUUUCCGAGGUCGUCGCGGUUGCCAAGCAGUUGGGGUACACCGAGCCCAACCCCGCGGACGACCUGAACGGCUCAGACGUCGCCCGGAAGCUGGCUAUCUUGGCCCGCAAUCUCUCCGCCCCUCUCAGUCUACCCCUCGGCUUCGAAUCCGUGCCCACGCGCACUCUGAUCCCCGAGCCGCUCGUCGAUGUUACGGAUCCUGCUGAGUUCAUGGCCACCCUCCCGCAAUUCGACGCCCAGUACGGCAAGUUCAGAGACGAGGCAUUCGAGAAGGGCGAGGUGAUGAGAUACGUUGGAAUCAUCGACUUGACCGACCCCAGCAAACCGCUGGUCAAGGCCGGGUUGGAAAGAUACCCUUUCAGUCACCCGUUUGCGACGAUGAAAGGCUCAGACAACAUCAUCUCAUUCCAUUCCAAACGAUACGCCAACAGCCCAUUGAUCGUCCAAGGCUCUGGAGCAGGCGCCGAAGUCACUGCGAUGGGCGUGGUGGGCGACAUGAUCAAAGUGGCCGAACGGCUCAGCGGUCGCAACAUCAACUGA
Molecule: messenger RNA, 1149 nt
Organism: Puccinia triticina
Lineage: Eukaryota; Fungi; Basidiomycota; Pucciniomycetes; Pucciniales; Pucciniaceae
Exons: 3
Coding region: 1-1149 (382 amino acids)
Biological process (GO): aspartate family amino acid biosynthetic process; L-homoserine biosynthetic process
Molecular function (GO): homoserine dehydrogenase activity; aspartate kinase activity; NADP binding
Source: RefSeq, a predicted model, not a curated record